Penicillium samsonianum is the source of this 4893-nucleotide messenger RNA. Its product is annotated as Armadillo-like helical. Gene Ontology annotation, biological process: tRNA methylation. Lineage: Eukaryota; Fungi; Ascomycota; Eurotiomycetes; Eurotiales; Aspergillaceae. The transcript has 8 exons. Gene Ontology annotation, cellular component: cytosol. Bases 1 to 4893 code for a protein of 1630 amino acids. The record is from RefSeq and is a predicted model, not a curated record.
AUGGAAGACCUUGCGCAGAAAGUGCAAUUGUACUCGGAGAAAACCCUCCGAGAUAUCGCCAAAGGUCCAUUGGUGAAAUUCACACUGACAUGCCAAGAGACUGAAAAGGUGAACCGGGUAUGGCAGUCGUUGGUUCAGACGCUAUCGACAGCAUCCAUCUCGCCACCUCAUUCUGCAGAGGCAUGCAAUGCCGCCUCUGCUUUUAUUGAUGCUGCUACGAAGUCACAAUGUGAUACGACUCAACGGUUGAUUUUCUCACAAGAAGCGUGGCUUUCAAUAUUUGAUAUUUGUUUGACUCGAUAUGAAGACGCUAAGCCAAAGCCUGUUAAGAAACUGCUCGCCUCAGUCACUGCUAUCCUAGCCAAAAGCCACCAAGGAACGACAAGAGCAGCCCUUCAAACUGCAAUCAUUGAUGCCAUAAUCCCUAGUAUAGUGCUUGGGGAGCCCCAAUCAAGACUGAAGGGGUGCCUGGUGUUUUUGGAAACAUUCAUCAGAAAGGAUGCCCUGUUACCCAGCGAGUUUAUCACAUUGACUCGCCAGUGGUUGUUGAAGAACACAGAUAAAUGGGCAACUCUCUUCGCCAAUGAUCAUGAAACUCUUUCCCAAGGGGAAUCAGGCCCCGCUUUUGACACUGCAUCUGGCAGCCUGUCCGAUGAACUAGCAGCAAGGAUAUUUGUUCUUGGGCUCUUAAUCCAAACCAACAACAGAACCAUGGCUCUACCAGCUGGCAACGUUUUGGCAAUUUUGAUCCAGAAGAUGAAGCCUGAAACCUCACCGGAAAAGCUGUCAGCGAUGUGGGUAAUGCCAGUGAGACGCAUAGUCUUACAAAACAUAGAAACGUUGGAAGACCUGUCCAAUAGGCUCCUACAGCCUCUGUUCACCAUUGAUCACAAUGGAUUUAAGGUUUUCCUUGACACUCUCCCUGUCAAGAGCCUUAUCAGAGGUGAUAUGACCGAUGCGCCUGAGGCAGAGUAUAUGGUUCUUUUCGCUGCUCUCCAGAUCGGCAAGAAAAUCAACUUGGUUCACGAAGAUUAUAUUUUUAACGUUGGCAAAAUGAAACUCGACAAAAAUGUGUUGGUCAUGAAGAGCGACGUGAUCGGCAACUUUCUCCUGCACCGCGAGGCUAAUAUCCGUAUAGCGGCUCUCUCGCUGCUCAUCACGGCAUUUUCCACAGUAAAACCAUUUACGGUGACGGCCACGAAUGCUAUUCUUCGAGGAUUACCCUCGAUGCAUGCUGAAUCCGACGCAUAUACUCGAGGAGAAAUUCUGAGUCUGACACGCAAAUUCUUUGUUCGUCUAAGGGGCGGCAUUGUCAAAGAUGAAGAUGUUGUUUUAGAGACAGAGAAAAAUGCCAACAAGCCAGCUCAAGGUCAGGUCAGAAAUGAAACUGAAACCACAGAGUUCUUAAAGGCAUACCUCAAGUUGUUGGGUAAUGAUUUGCGUCUGGCGGCCUCAUAUUCGCGCCAUAUUACGGCUCUCAAAGCACUGAAGCUCCUGCUGGACUCCGGUCUUGAUCCACGGAUAGAAGUCAAGCUUCAAAAAUCAGAGAUGGAAAAUAUUUGGAAAGUCCAUGUCGAAGUGUUUGACGCCCACCUACUCCGGUUGUUGGUUGAUCUCCUGCUAGAUCCAUUUGAGGAAGUUCGACAAACAGCGCUUUCAAUCUUGAGUUUGUGCCCUCGAGAGAUUCUGCUCAACGGUUUGCACAACAAGACAGACGACCAGUCGGCUGUAGGCAUGCGGUUGACAGAUGCAAUUACCCGAGCGGAAAGCCUGGCAAGUAACACGAGCAGAGCUGAUCACGCUGAUACUGUUGCUCGUCUAUACCACAUCGUCUUUUGCGCAGCCCUGCCAGCCAACUCCGGUCAACCGGUUUCUGAUUGGUGGACAACUAAGGCAUCAGUAGUCGACACAAUUUUGAAAAAGCUUGAGGAACGUCUCCUAGAUUCAAAGACCCUUUUCCACUCCGCUAUGCGUGAGGCGCCACUUCAUGGAUAUACGUCCGGUCUUAGGUAUAUUGUCCUUAUGCCAAGCUUCCACUCCCUGAUAUCUGACGGGUCGGGAUCUGCUGCUUGGCGGUCUGUCCAUGACCGUAUUGUUGCAAUUUGCGAUAAGAUCUGGAUUGAGGCAAAGCCUUUGCUGUGUAUCGACUCACCCGAAGGUCACUCGGACGAGCCCACCGAGGAUCUGAACGUGGGACCCAAGGACGCUCUUUCUUAUUCUUGGAGAUCUCUUCGCGAAGCAAGCCUUUUGCUCCAUGCCACUAUGGUAAACACCAGUUACGGACCAAGCGGCACUGACGGACUCAAUUUGGCGGAUUUUGCAAACAUUGGAGGCGUUAGCUUCACACAGCUGGCUGAGCUCCGCCAUCGAGGUGCAUUUUCCAACGUCUCACAGACAUUUGCAACAUGCUGUCAACGAUGCAGCUCCUCGAAGGAUCCGUCAAUCCGAGAACUUCCUAGGAACUGGUACCAGGAAGCUAAGUCGACCAUCUUUGGCUCGGCAUCUCAACUCACCCGUCGGUCCGCUGGCUUGCCUGCAUUGGUGACAGGAAUUGUUGGCUCUGAUCCCGGAACUCCAUUCUUCAACGCGGCCAUUAAUGAACUCCACGAGAUCUCAUCCCUUCCCGUGGAGUACGACAAAGAGAGACAGUACUUGGAACUGCCCCAGGUUCAUGCAAUGAAUUGCCUGAAAGAUAUCUUCACCAACGCAAAGCUUGGCUUCCAUACCGAGCCAUUCAUUAUGAAGGCCCUGACGCUGUCCGCCGAACGCCUAGGGUCGCCAAUCUGGGCCCUUCGCAAUUCAGGACUGAUGCUCUUCCGUGCCCUACUCACAAAAAUGUGUCGGGUCAUUCCUGGUGCUGGGCCUGGCUUUGGAGGAAACUCGGGCUCAGAGCCAGGAUCUCGGAUAACAUUCCCCAAGUAUCCUGGUCUGCUUGAACUGCUCUCUGGCCUUCUCACAACGACGCAAGGUGAAGCAGCGGAGGGUACUGAGAUUAUUACCGAGCGCGUGUUCCCUGCGCUGGAACUCGUUGGUGACAAAGUCCCCAGCUUGGAUGAUCCUACUGAUGAAAUGCUACGCGGAUUGGUUCUUCAGCACCUCAGCAGCCCUGUUUGGGGUGUUAGAGAGCAUGCAGCUCGUGUGUAUGCGUCGUUGCUCACUCGACAACAUAUCCCGGAAGAUUUACGCACUCUUAUUACGGCGCCCUCAAAAAUCACCGAGAAUUAUGUCCAUGGUGUUGCUUUGUGUGUACGAUAUGCCCUUCGUCGAUACUCCCUCGCCACGGAUGAUUUUUGGAGAUCAAACCUUGAUGUACUUUUCACGACGUUGCGCACUGUAUUAGAGGUCCUGUUCCGUCUUGGGAAAUCGCCGACAGUAGCAAGCGAGCUUGUUGAAAUUCUUAAUGGCACGAUGGAGCGGGCGAUCCAAGCACAGAGCGAAGACCAAGUUAUUUCUUUUAUCAACGAGAUGUUCGAGGUUCACGACCUUGAUGGGAUUUUGAGAUUUGUUUUUGACGCUUCUCAGGCGGGAUGGAACCUCUCAAGUACUAGCCGAGCAUCUGCCCUCCUUAGAAGAGCGCUUGCCUGGUGCACAACAUUGAAAAUGCUUACUUCUCAGCAGUGGGAACAGCUCCCAGCAUUCUUCAUUGGCGUAUCACAAUUCGAUGCAGAUGUCGCUCGUUGGAUUUUGGAGCAGCUCCACGAGUCAGUUGGCGAAGACGAGAGGUAUAGACAGCCAUUGGCUGAUUUGUAUUCGUCCGUGAUUUUGGGAAAUAGUCGACCUGAUGUGAAAACAAUGGCCGCAUCCAAUUUGGCUUCUAUUUUGGAAAACUUAAUAUCAUCACAGUUCGACUCUGUGCCAAGCAUCGGUCUGCCAUGGGAUGCUAUUGCAAAUGGCUUCCGCCCUGGAACAGAUAUCACAGCCUGGAACCGAGAGGCAACAGACGCUGAGCUCAGACUUCGAGGCUGUCUACUGGCCAUUCGGUCAUCUGUUGAUCAGACACCAUCGUCCUCAUUUGAAGGCGAUGUCCACAGCUGGACUAUCAAGCUUCGCUCUGCCUUGAGCGAGGAGACGGAAUUCACAACCCGUUUUGCUGCAGCCGUAUCUGUUGGCAGCUUUUCACGGGCUCUCAGAUCCCCUGGUUCCCAGCCACACGUGGAUGCGGUGCUGCUGGACGUCUAUCUGGUCUUGUAUGACAUGCUCAAUGACGACGACGACGAAAUUCGUGAUGUGGCUGCAUCAGCUGCCUCUUGGGUUUUGUCACACUCGUCCGUUUCACCUGACGCCGAUGUGACCCUGGCGCCUCUCAAUGCAGGCGCCCUGCUUGCCGACUUUAUUAUCGAUAACUAUUCAGAUUCCGCACUCCUCGGGCAACGGGUUCUUCGAUAUUUGACUAGCCAAGAGCCAAGGGUCAGUGGAUCUGACGAACGCAGUCACUUAGUUGCUGUGUCAGACCAGAUCGCAGAGCAUCGCCAAGAGAGUACCGUUCUCUUCGUGGAGGAGAAACAAAAUCUGUUUAUCGAUGAUGUGCGUGAGGUUGAGGUUUGGUCACGAGCUCUGUUGCGGUUGACUCACUCGGCGUACAAUAAGCUCUCGUUGGAUGAAACUUCUGCUUGGGCCUUUGACGGAUUAACAUAUCUCUGUUCUCUGGUUGGCUCUGAGAAAGAGGCAGAUGGACUUCUUGGUUGGGUCUCGAAGCCUGAGAUCUUCACCCUAGGUCUCCGCGUUAUUAUCAUUUCAUCUGCUCUAGGCUCACAGGUCUUCCCGGCACCGGAGAGUCUGCGAGUGCAGCCAAAUGCCUUCCGGGCAUCGCUUGAAUCCCUCUUAGGCGCAGGCAAAUCGUCAUCAGUCCAUGGGGAUUGGUUGUCAAGAAUCCAGGCUGCAUUGGAAAUGUGA